Sclerotinia borealis F-4128 is the source of this 432-nucleotide messenger RNA. Lineage: Eukaryota; Fungi; Ascomycota; Leotiomycetes; Helotiales; Sclerotiniaceae. The record is from the annotation of a GenBank genome assembly.
AUGGCUACUCGUAGCAGCAGUUCGACUUCCGAAAUACCCAAGCCAAAUCAAUGGGAGUUCCUGUGGUUCGAGCUUUGUACAGAAUAUUUCCAGUCAGAGAGAAUGCUUAAUUCACGAGAACUCAAAGAUCCGGAGUUGUUGAGAAAGGCGAAAAAGUCAAUUCCAGAAGUCAGGAACUUGAAUAGUGACCAGCUUGCAUGGGCAAAUCUGGAUGGGAGGAGAUAUUGGAUUGCCUACCACAAGAAAUUGCCGAAGUCGCAACAAGAUCCCGAUAGACAGCGUCGUUUGGAAGCCUCUUUCUUUGAACUUGAGCCUGAUGAAGAAAGCCGCACUAGCGUAUCCUCCGAUGAGACGGUACGGGGAGACAUUCAACAUCCUAUUAUAGACGACGACGGCGAUGUUCGCAUUGUUGGAGUCAUUCAUAAGAAGUAA